This is a messenger RNA of Neocloeon triangulifer, 1992 nucleotides long. Its product is annotated as arylsulfatase B-like. The transcript has 11 exons. Gene Ontology annotation, molecular function: sulfuric ester hydrolase activity. Bases 129 to 1892 code for a protein of 587 amino acids. Lineage: Eukaryota; Metazoa; Arthropoda; Insecta; Ephemeroptera; Baetidae. The record is from RefSeq and is a predicted model, not a curated record.
GGCGGAGACAGGCGUUGGAAAAGGAAGCGGAUUCCCUCCUUUCGCAGCAGCCUUGGCCGCACCAACUCCACUCACUCCGAAAACGCCGGCGUCCCUUUUGCAGACACAACGCUCGCAGCCAACAGACCAUGCGGACCUUGGUGGUUGUGCUGGUGAUCCUCGCGGACUUUUUGGUCUUCGGUUCACCAAGAAAGCCCCACAUUGUGUUUAUUUUGGUCGAUGACAUGGGAUGGAAUGACGUUGGUUUCACGGGCAACUCGGACCUGCAGACGCCCAACAUUGACACGCUGGCCUACAAUGGCAGGGUCCUGCGUCAGCAGUAUGCGCAGCCGACCUGCACGCCUUCUAGGUCGGCACUCCUCACAGGAAAAUACCCCAUUAGAACAGGAAUGCAAGGGUACCCUCUUGGGCCAGAUGAACCUCGGGCACUUCCUCUGGACCACAAAGUCCUGCCAGAAUAUUUGAAGGAUCUCGGAUACAGGACUCAUCUGCUCGGAAAGUGGCACCUCGGCUACCAUGACUGGAAGUUCACCCCUUUGGCUCGGGGCUUUGACUCACACUUUGGCUACAUGAACGGAUUUGUCGGCUACUAUGACCAUCGCAUGAAUGCCAGGAAUAUGAGCGGUCACGACUUUUGGAGAGGCACAGAGCAAAUGCUGCACCUCCAAGGUCAAUACGUAACCGAUUUGCUGACGGAAGAAGCAGAGCGUCUAAUCGAAGGUGCUGCUAAAGACGAGAAACCAAUGUUCAUGCUUCUGUCGCACUUGGCCGUGCACUCGGGCAACGAAGGCACCGACCACGAGUACCACGAAGAGGAUAUCAAGCGGUUUUCUUAUAUUCCCGACGAAAAUAGAAGAAAGUACGCAGCCAUGGUUUGGAGCUUGGACAAGUCGGUUGGCAGAGUAGUGAAGGCCCUAGCCAAGAACAAUUUGCUCGAGGACACGCUGAUUGCGUUUAUGAGUGACAACGGAGCGCAAACAAGGGGCCUGUAUGCCAACGACGGGUCUAAUUUCCCAUUGCGAGGACUGAAGUUUACUAUGUAUGAGGGUGGUAUUCGAUCUGUUGGAGCUAUUUGGCAUUCUGGUAUGCACGGACAGCAAUUUGGACCUUUGUCAUCAUUAUUCCACGUGACUGACUGGUUGCCUACCUUAUAUGCUGCGGCAGGUGGAAAUUUGACUGAUUUGAGUGGACUUGAUGGAAAAACUCAGUGGGAAGUCAUCAAUGAUGAAGUAAACAGCGUUGAAAACUCAAUUGCAAAUUCAGAGUAUCAAGUGAGGAAAGAGAUUUUGUUGAACAUCGACGAAAGACUUGGCCUCUCUGGAAUCAGAUAUAAAAACUGGAAAUACCUCAAUGGCAGUUAUGUCAACGGCGCUUACGACAGCCACAUGGGUGAUUACAGAAACGAUUUUUACUCCUACAGUUUAGAAAAUUUGGCAAAAUCUGAGGUUGCAAAAGACUUUGAACAAAAAUUCCCAGCGAUACGGCCCAUUGACAAAAACCACAUUGCCAAAGUGCGCGGAGAAAAUACGAUUAAAUGCAGCCAAGGGGAAUCAACAACGCCCUGCAACCUUGGGGAAGGGCCGUGCCUUUUUGACCUAAACGCCGAUCCUUGUGAACAGAACAACCUGAUUGCUCAAGAACCUGAAAUAGUUCAAUUCAUGCUUGCCAAACUGGACACGUACAGCUCUCAACUCACGCCACAGCUGAACACGAAAGGUGAUCCUGAAGCAAACCCUAAACUGCACAACAACUCGUGGGUUCCGUGGAGAGGAGGUUCCUUGUGCAACGGAAACAGAUGCUUCAUAUCCUCAGCAAAUUCUCUCUUUGCUUCAUCAAAGCAAUGUCUUGUUGGAGCAGUAGGUGGAUUUCUAGGAAGUAGAUUGCUCACUUAAGUAAAAUUAAUUAAUGUCAUUUAGAAGAAUUGUAUAUAUUUUUCAAUAUUAAUCAUUUUUUACAAAAAUGUCUCAUCUUUAAUUAUUUUGGAUGAUUGGA